Capsicum annuum is the source of this 789-nucleotide messenger RNA. RefSeq names its product serine/arginine repetitive matrix protein 1-like. Bases 1 to 789 code for a protein of 262 amino acids. The record is from RefSeq and is a predicted model, not a curated record. NCBI's taxonomy places the organism in Eukaryota, Viridiplantae, Streptophyta, Magnoliopsida, Solanales, Solanaceae. The transcript has 3 exons.
AUGGCUCGAUCGUCAUCAAUUAGUCUACACGUUCGUUCUCCACUCUUGAUAGAGUUGUGCGAAAUAGCCACCUCAGGCGAACACCGUUCGCCGAUCGGACCCGACCCGAUCUCCCAACCCGAGAAUCAGACUAGCUCCUACAGCCGCGGCGCAUCGGCCAGCUCCGGCCGCGGCGCGUCGGCCAGCUCCGGCCGCAGCUCGUCACCGCCUAGAUCUGCCGCCACCGUCAACAACCACCCGUCGCCGUCCUUCCCUCUCUCCGGUGACAACAGUCACCGUCGACAACAACCCGCACCGCCUUCGUCGUCAACACCCAACCCCCGAACGGCAGUCAUCAUAGUCGGUCAGCCGUCGCCGUCUCUCCAUCACAGGAGCUCCCCGGAGCCCGAUCUACGUUGGGUUUUGGUUUCCUGCUCCACCGCAGGCGAACACCGUUCGCCGACCGGACCCGAACCGAUCUCCCAACCCGAGAAUCCGACCAGAUCCUACAGCCGCGGCGUAUCGGCCAGCUCCGGCCGCAGCUCGUCACCGCCUAGAUCUGCCGCCACCGUCAACAACCACGCGUCGCCGUCCUUCCCUCCCUCCGGUGACAACAGUCACCGUCGACAACAACCCGCACCGCCUCCGCCGUCAACACCCAACCCCCGAACAGUAGUCAUCAUAGCCGGUCAGCCGCCGCCGUUUCUCCGUCAUCGGAGCUCCCCGGAGCCCGAUCUGCGUUGGGUUUUGAUUUCCUGCUGUUUGUUGGUUGAUCUUGGUUUCGCUUAUUUCUUGGUUCGUCGUCGAUAG